CCUAAUCUAACCCUAACCUUAACCCCCAACCCUAUGGACGAGUUUCUAUACAAUAUGCAUUAUGAAUUCAGAACUUCUGAGCCUUUAUCAAACCUCAACCAGUUUUUAACUCAUGUAAAAGAAGAAUAUCCACUGUAAUUCAUUACUUUCUUGUAAUAUAUUUUUACUUUAUACUGUCUUCUGAUUGGCUAAUAAUUGAAAUUGCUCAAACGCUUCUCACUGGCUCGUCCCUAAAUUAGAGUUUCGCCGUUCCAUCUGUUUUUACCUCUCAUUAAUCACCUCCUCUCUAAAAUCCGCUGUGAACCGACCGUAUGUUGGCAUCGCGUGUUGAACUUGGCUCCGUGACCUUGAGAUUGCUCAAACGCUUCUGAUUGGCUCGUCGCUAAAUUAGAGUCUCGCCAAAUUAGUUGCUGUUAUUUGUGACGCUCCAGCUCGCAGCAACGUCAAGUACAUUGUGGGACACAAUGGUUUCGCUGGCUGUGACAAAUGUCAGGUUUUAGGGACGCGAAUGGGUGGUCGAAUGACUUUCCCCAAUGGUGAACACGACUUAAGAAAUGAUGUCACUUUUCGUAGUAGGUCCCAAUCUAUCCAUCAUCGUGGUACAAGUUCAUUUGAAAAUCUGCCAAUGGAUAUGAUUAAACGUUUCCCCUUUGAACCCAUGCAUAUGAUUUACUUAGGUGUUACCAAAAAACUUGUUUCGUUAUGGAAGGAGCUAGCUAUUAAGCGACUUAAUGGGAUGGAUCAAUCAAUCAUCGCAUCAAUAAACGAUGCUCUAGACUCAUGUAGACAACACACUACAUACGAUUUUAAACGGAAAUGUCGUUCACUUAAUGAAGUUUCUGUAUGGAAAGCAACUGAAUGUCGGUUGUUCUUAUUAUAUUUAGGACCUGUAGUUCUUCAUAAUAGGUUACCACUAUCAAUGUACAGAAACUUCCAGUCACUCUCCUUGUCUAUUUAUUUAUUAUCGCACCCUAAGUUUCAUAGCACUUACACUUUGCACGGAACCAGAAGAAAAUUCGGGAUUAGUAAAUACAAAUUUUACUCCACGGUUCAAAGUGCUUUGUGUUCACACUUCCGGAGUGCGACCUGUUCGGAAAAGGAAAUCACGAACGCCAUGGCUACAGCAAGCCAGGCCUUCUUGCAUGACGCAAGAGAUAAAGUACAUAAACAUGGAUGGCGAUCCAAAGAAAGGCUGGCUUCGCAGGCAUUAUCAGACGUUACUAACAUUAUCAAUGACAGUUCUACGUCUACGUAAGGUGUUGCUGUUACAACGCAUAGAAAAACUCUUUAUAAAUGAUUCAUUUGUAAUUUCGUUAACUGUAAUAAACAUUUAUAUAUUUCAUAAA
Molecule: messenger RNA, 1346 nt
Organism: Schistosoma curassoni
Lineage: Eukaryota; Metazoa; Platyhelminthes; Trematoda; Strigeidida; Schistosomatidae
Source: the annotation of a GenBank genome assembly